Messenger RNA from Monascus purpureus, 1431 nucleotides. The record is from the annotation of a GenBank genome assembly. NCBI's taxonomy places the organism in Eukaryota, Fungi, Ascomycota, Eurotiomycetes, Eurotiales, Aspergillaceae.
AUGGCUCUCCUCAAGCCAUUCCGGCGACAGGCCACGGCCUCCGACGACGCUGCAUCCAGGAACAUCUUAUCCAAAAUCUACCAUGACCCGUGGUUCCAGAUUGUUCUUAUCUCCUUCAUCUCCUUCUGCAACCCGGGCAUGUACAAUGCGCUAACCGGCAUGGGGGGCUCUGGCCAAGUCGAUGGCACGACGGCCGCCAACUCGAACGUCGCUACUCACGCGUGCACGGCUGGUGCUGCCCUGGUGCUCGUGGGCGCUUUCUACCAGUACCUCGGUCCUCGACUGUCCUUAAUCCUGGGCGGCUGGACGUAUGCGCUGUACGGCGGUUCGUUGCUCAACUUCAACCGCACGGGCAACGGGGCAUUCGUGAUUGCUGCAGGCGCGCUGCUCGGUCUCGGCGCGGCCUUCUUCUGGGUCGCCCAGGGCACGAUCAUGGUGACCUAUUGCGACGACAGCUCUCGCGGACGAGCGAUCGGCAUCUUCUGGGUCGUCUUUAACCUUGGCGGGACGAUUGGAUCACUGAUCAGCUUCGGCCUGAAUUACAAUUCGAAGUCCGGCACCGUCUCCGACUCGACAUAUAUUGCCUUCGUGGUCGUCAUGCUCUUCGGCUGGGCCUUGUCGAUCUUCGUGUGCUCGACCGAAUCUCUUUCGGGAAAAUACAGCGGCGACCGCAUCGCAGAGGAGUCCAAGGCUCUGAACCUGAAGAACUUCCGAACGACAAUCAUCCAGACGCUGCGCAUCAUCUUCGACUGGAAGGCCAUGUGUCUCUACCCCAUGUUCUUCAAUGCCAAUGUCUUCUAUUCCUACCAGCAGAACAACGUAAACGGGAUGACCUUCAACCUUCGCACCCGCUCACUCAACAGCGCACUCUACUGGAUCGCCCAAAUGGUAGCCGGUAUCCUCUUCGGCUACGUCCUCGAUAUCAAACCGCUCAACCGUCGAACACGUGCUAUAAUCGGCUGGUCCAUCCUCUUCGUCGCCGGCAUGGCCAUCUGGGGCGGCGGCUACCGCUUCCAGGUCUGGGACGACAGACGGCUCAAACAGGGCCUAAAGCAAGACAUCGACUACAAAGACGGCAGCAUCUACCUCGGUCCCAUGUUUCUGUACUUCUUCUACGGUGCAUAUGAUGCGAUCUGGCAGUCGUAUUGCUACUGGAUCAUGGGCGCGCAGUCACAUAAUCCCGUCGUCAAUGCUGUUAUCGUCGGUGCGUACUCGGCGCUCAAGCCUGCGGGCGGUGCGAUGGCGUGGAGGGUAAAUGCGGAGAAGGUCAAGGCUAUGACGCAGUUUGCUAUGAAUUGGGGGUUGACCAUGGCAAGUUUGGUGGUUGCUAUUCCUGCUGUUGUUUUGGUGCGGAGGGAUGGGCCUCCUGUCGAGGAGACGGGGAGUAAUGUGGAAAAGCAGUCGGUUGCCUUGGAGAAGAGUCAGAUUUAA